This is a messenger RNA of Phalaenopsis equestris, 2401 nucleotides long. Its product is annotated as L-type lectin-domain containing receptor kinase IV.1-like. Gene Ontology annotation, molecular function: ATP binding; protein kinase activity; carbohydrate binding. Bases 127 to 2202 code for a protein of 691 amino acids. The record is from RefSeq and is a predicted model, not a curated record. The transcript has 2 exons. Gene Ontology annotation, cellular component: plasma membrane. Gene Ontology annotation, biological process: protein phosphorylation. NCBI's taxonomy places the organism in Eukaryota, Viridiplantae, Streptophyta, Magnoliopsida, Asparagales, Orchidaceae.
AUGAACGGACACGCACAACCCAAUAGACGGAAAAACCAGCGUAGUUACUCCGGUAUGACUUUUUUAUUUUAAUUUAAAACAUAUAAUUUUCCCAUUUCUCUCUGUCUCCCUGCACUCUCAACGGAAAUGGAUUGGGUGAAUGAAGAAAGAAGGAGAAGCCAAGAUCCCAUUUUUCAUAGAUUUCUUGCUUCAUUCCUUCUCCUAGCAACGCAAAUCGCUGCCGCCGCAGCUUCUUCUUCAGGGUCGAGCUUCGUCUUCAACGGCUUCCGCGGCGCUAGCCUCAGCCUCAACGGCGGGGGCACGAUCGAAUCCAAUGGUCUCCUCCGCCUCACCAACUUCACAAAAAAUGAGGUCGGCCACGCCUUCUUCCCGAACCCCUUCGUCUUCCUUAACUCAUCCUCCAGCGAACUGCUCUCUUUCUCCACCUCUUUUGUUUUUGCCAUCUUUCCCGGGUACGAGGACAUCAGUUCCCAUGGCAUCGCGUUUGCGAUCACCCCUUCCAACAAACUCACCGACGUCCUCCCAAGCCAGCACCUUGGCCUCUUCAACUUCACCAAUAACGGCGAUCCGAGCAACCAUAUCGUCGCCGUGGAGCUCGACACCAUCCAAAACAGGGAGUUUGAGGACAUCAACGACAACCACGUCGGCAUCGACGUCAAUAGCCUGACAUCCAUCUCCUCCGCCCCUGCCUCUUUUUAUCUCGACUCGUCUGGUCUCCAGUACGAAAAUCUGAGCUUGAUAAACGGCGAGCCGAUGCGUGUUUGGGUGGACUAUGAUGGCAAGGGUAUGGUCCUCAAUGUCACUUUAGCUCCUAUGAUUAAUCCAAAACCAGAACGUCCUCUCUUGUCAUCAAAGGUCAACCUUUCAUCCGUCGUUCUCAAUAACAUGUAUGUCGGAUUCGCCGCUGCUACCGGAGCGGCUGCCGGUUCUCAUUACGUUCUGGGAUGGAGCUUCAGCGUGAACGGAAAGGCAGAAGAGCUUAACCUCUCUCAACUUCCAUCUCUUCCUACAAAAGAAGCAGAGGACACUACCACAGAGAAAAAAACCACCCAACUGUGGAUCAUUCUGCUACCGAUAGUCAUCUUCAUUGUUCUCUUCAUUGCAUCAAUUGGGAUCGUGCAUCUCAUUAAAACCAAGAAGAAGUUUGCAGAAGUGGUGGAGGAUUGGGAAACUGAAUAUGGGCCUCAUAGAUUCUCAUACAAAGAUCUCUACCGAGCCACCGAGGGGUUCAGCGACGAGAACCUCUUGGGCAACGGGGGAUUCGGUGGUGUCUAUAAAGGGCGGCUACCAAAAUCCAAACUUGAGAUCGCGGUGAAGAGAAUCUCCCACGAUUCGAGGCAGGGGAUGAAGGAGUUCGUUGCAGAGAUUGCGAGCAUCGGCAGGCUUCGACACCGAAACCUAGUGCAGCUCCUCGGCUAUUGCCGCCGGCGAGGUGAGCUCCUCCUCGUCUAUGAUUACAUGCCCAACAGCAGCUUAGAGAAAUACAUCUUCGACCGACCUGAGAAAACUCUCAACUGGAGCCAGCGAUUUAAAAUCAUCCGCGGCAUCGCCGCUGCGCUUCUCUAUCUUCACGAGGAAUGGGAGCAGGUUGUUAUUCACAGAGACAUCAAAGCAAGCAAUGUCCUCCUCGACGCCGAAUUCAACGGAAAGCUCGGAGAUUUCGGGCUCGCACGUCUACAUGAUCGCGGAAGCAAUUUGCAGACGACAAGAGUGGUCGGAACUUUGGGUUAUCUCGCACCCGAGCUCUCCAGGACGGGGAAAUCGACAACUUCCUCCGACGUGUUUGGUUUCGGAGCAUUUCUUCUUGAGGUUGCGUGCGGCAAACGGCCGAUUGAGCUGAAAACCUCAGGGAUUGAGAUGGUUCUUGUGGAUUGGGUGAUGGACUUUUUGAGGGAAGGUGAGAUUUUGGAAGCGAGGGAUAGGAAGCUAGGGACUGUUUAUUCGGCGGAGGAAAUGGAGCUGGUGUUGAGAUUGGGUUUGAUAUGCUCGCAUCCAGCGCCGUCGGCAAGGCCGUCUAUGAGGCAGGUCGUGCAGGUUUUGGAAGGGGAAGUAGCUCUUCCAGAUAUUUCGGAGGAUGAUUUUUAUGUUUUUGAUUCGAGUUCGAGGAGAAAUAAGAUUUUGAUGGAUGAGAGUUCGUCGAAUAGCUGCACUGCGGCGAGUUAUCCUUCUUUGUCGGAUUUACCAUUGUCUCGAAUAAAUUGAUUUGUUCAUGUUGAUUUGCUUGUAAAGAAAAAAAAAAUUGGUUUUUUGGUAUGUUAAUUGGGAUUUAUUUCUUUUUAGUGUGUUCGAUUGCUUAUAGAUUUUGGCGCUUUUCUCUUUCUCUUUCUUCGAUGGCAAUGCCUUCUUCAGACCUUCGGUUGGAUAUGGAUGAUAUGAUUAGCAGUUUUGGACAGGACUACGG